CAUAACUCACAAGGAAAAGCAGAGUAUAAGAAGAUAGGAAAGGCGGUAUCGCUAUUGCAUCAUCAUCAUUCAUUACCCCUAACUCUAGUCUUUUCUCUCCAUUUUGGGGUCAACUUUAACCAUCUCCAAAUGGGUUCCAAAAGUGCAAUGAAUCUAGCACUCUCCUCUACCUUUCUUCUUGUCCUUUUGGUUGGUUUUGCAAGCUCAGACAUAGAGCAAGACAAAGCAGAGUGCACCAACAAGCUCAUUGCUCUAGCUAAUUGCCUUCCCUAUGUUGGUGGCCAAUCCAAAAUCCCUACCGUAGAUUGCUGCACUGGAGUCAAAGAGGUUGUUGAUAAGAGCAAGAGAUGCCUCUGUAUCCUCAUCAAAGAUCAUGAUGAUCCCAACCUUGGCAUAGAAAUCAAUGUUCCUCUUGCUCUCAAGUUACCAGGUGUUUGUAAAUCACCAACCAAUAUAACUCAGUGUGUUGAUAUUUUGCAUCUGGCACCUAAGUCUAAAGAAGCUAAAUUAUUUGAGGGAUAUGACAAAGCCGCGACUCAAAACAGUACUUCCACCGCAGUUCCCAGUGAUAGUGACAGCGCUGCUCAUGCUAGCAAUGGAACAAGCACAAGCACUAAAGAUAAGAACAGUGGAGGCUGGGGGAAGAGAUGGUUGGUAGUGGAGGUGCUAUGUGUGAUUUUUCCAUUUGUUUUCAUCUCCCACAUCCUUCUAGUCUGAACCAUUAUCAAGAUGUCAAGUUUCAAGAGUAGGAUGAUGUAUUGGUAUUUAUGCCUAUUUAUUUCAAAGUUUCCUAACAUAUCACAUUUUGGUGAAUGCAAUUAAUUCCUGUAAUAUUUUAAAUUUAGAACUAGGUGUUGAAUUGUCUUUUUCUCUGAUUUCGAGUGUACCCAUCUUGAGUUGUCUGUGUGAUUAAUUUUCCAACUAUUGGAUUCAUAAGGGACCCAUUAUGAGA
Lotus japonicus is the source of this 952-nucleotide messenger RNA. RefSeq names its product non-specific lipid transfer protein GPI-anchored 6-like. The coding region runs from base 130 to 717 and encodes 195 amino acids. The record is from RefSeq and is a predicted model, not a curated record. The transcript has 3 exons. NCBI's taxonomy places the organism in Eukaryota, Viridiplantae, Streptophyta, Magnoliopsida, Fabales, Fabaceae.